AUGUCAUCCCAGAAGCCCCUUUGGUAUAGGUGGGCACGUGUUUAUUUUGCUGGUGGCUGUAUCGUAGGAGUCGGUGUAUUGCUAUACAAAACAAUAAUACCCACAGAUGAACAACUAAUAUCACAAUUUUCCCCUGAAAUAAGAGCACAUUAUGAACAAAACAAGGAAUUGAGAGAAUUAGAGCAAGAGAAACUAAUAGAAAUCGUCAAGAAAACUUCAGCGUCAAAUGACCCAAUUUGGAAAACGGGUCCAAUUGGCUCGCCUUUGGAAAAAGAUCAAAGAAAUCUAAGCUUACAAUUGGUCGAUAAAGAGUUAUUUCAUCAAACAAAAGCAAAAGAAGCUCAGCAAAGAGAAAUCAGUCAGAGUCUUGAGGAUAUUAAAGAAGUCGAAAAGUUGCUAAAUGAAAAGAAAAGAUUGAAUGGAAAACACUGGUGGAAAUGGUGGUAA
Messenger RNA from Lodderomyces oxycetoniae, 447 nucleotides. RefSeq lists its product as uncharacterized. Gene Ontology annotation, biological process: mitochondrial respiratory chain complex III assembly. Gene Ontology annotation, cellular component: mitochondrial membrane. The coding region runs from base 1 to 447 and encodes 148 amino acids. The transcript has a single exon. NCBI's taxonomy places the organism in Eukaryota, Fungi, Ascomycota, Pichiomycetes, Serinales, Debaryomycetaceae. The record is from RefSeq and is a predicted model, not a curated record.